Vespula pensylvanica (western yellowjacket) is the source of this 5454-nucleotide messenger RNA. It is a transcript of the gene HDAC6, whose product is annotated as histone deacetylase 6. NCBI's taxonomy places the organism in Eukaryota, Metazoa, Arthropoda, Insecta, Hymenoptera, Vespidae. The record is from RefSeq and is a predicted model, not a curated record. Gene Ontology annotation, biological process: chromatin organization. Gene Ontology annotation, cellular component: histone deacetylase complex. The coding region runs from base 297 to 3782 and encodes 1161 amino acids. Gene Ontology annotation, molecular function: zinc ion binding; histone deacetylase activity. The transcript has 18 exons.
AAACUAAGAAAUAAAUUGAAUGUGUAAUGAAGUUAAAAAAAUGAGAAAAUCGAAAAUUUCGUAACUGAUAAAGAUAAAGAGUCAGUUUAUGUCAGAUUCUUCGAAUAAUCAUCGGUGGAAUUUUCAUAAAUAUGCAGUUGACCGUAUAAAAUAAAUUUCUUGAAUUUAACAUUUUUCAAGGUUAAGCAAAGAUAACAAAUGGUAAGAAGUAAUUCCUAUUCUAUAUAUGCUGUGAAUAAAUAUUUUGUUUAGUACAAUAUCACAUGAUAGCAUAUUGAUAAAUAUAGUCAUUGUGGAUGACAAUACAUUCCAGUGGAAGGGAUUCGAAAACUGGAGUAGAAGGAAAUUUGUUUGAUGCUGUGAGGCAACUAGCAGAGAGUGAAAUUCAACUUAUCAAAGCUAUUGAGGAAUCUACCAUGGAUUGUCAAAGAAAUACUACAGAUAUGAAAUCUACAACAAAAAAAAAGAAUAUCAAGAAAUCACCUAAACUCUCAAAUGUUCGACCAUCUGCUGCUUUAUUGGCAGCAAAACAAGAGGCAGUACAGCGUAAAAUAUUACAUAAUAAAAAGUCUAACACAAACUUUGUGCAUGACAUCUAUCAAAAGAUUAGAGAUGCAUAUAGUGUUAUGCAUAAGGAAACUGGUAUUGUUUAUGAUCAUUCUAUGGAGGAUCAUAGAUGUUUGUGGGAUGAUAAUUAUCCUGAAUGUCCAGAUAGACUAACAAGAAUCUUAGAAAGAUGUAAAGAAUUAGGAUUAUUAAAUAGAUGUAAAUUAAUUUCAACCAGAUUUUGUACAGAAAAUGAGAUACUUAAAAUGCACAGCCAAAAACAAAUAGAUAUAUUAAAAUCAACCAGUGGAUGUAUGGAUCCGGAUAAAUUGGAAACAUUGUCUUCCAAAUAUGAUGCUAUAUAUGUACAUCCAUCCACUUAUAAACUAUCUUUAUUGGCUGUGGGUUCAACAAUAAGUUUGGUAGAAAGUAUUUGUAAAGGAGAUAUACAAAAUGGCAUGGCUAUUAUUAGACCACCUGGCCAUCAUGCAAUGAAAUCUGAAUAUUGUGGAUAUUGCUUUUAUAAUAAUGUGGCUAUUGCAGCAGAAAAAGCUCUAAAUGAUAAUUUAGCAAAUAAAAUUCUUAUUGUUGAUUGGGAUGUACAUCAUGGACAAGCUACUCAACAAAUGUUUUAUGAUGAUUCACGUGUAGUUUAUUUUUCAAUACAUCGUUAUGAAAAUGGAACAUUCUGGCCUAAUUUAGAAGAAUCUGAUUUUCAUUACAUUGGUAAAGGUUUGGGAGAAGGUUAUAAUUUUAAUAUACCACUUAACAAAACUGGUAUGACAAAUGCUGAUUAUAUUGCAAUAUUUCAACAAGUUUUGUUACCAAUGGCUUAUGAGUUUCAACCAGAUCUCAUAAUAGUCUCAGCUGGUUAUGAUGCAGCACUGGGAUGCCCAGAGGGUGAAAUGGAAGUAACACCUGCAUGUUAUGCUCAUCUAUUAUCAUCUCUAUUGAGUCUGGCAGCUGGGAAGGUAGCUGUAGUGCUGGAGGGCGGUUAUUGCUUAAAAUCAUUGGCUGAAAGUGCUGCAUUAACUCUGCGAACAUUAUUAGGUGAUCCAUGUCCUAUGUUGCAAACAUUGCAACUACCAUCAUUAAGUAUACGUGACACGAUUUUAAAUUCUAUCUAUGCUCACAAACAAUUUUGGAAGUGUUAUCAGUAUCAAGAACAAUAUAGUAUUAAUAAUAGAAUUGACAGAAAAGAAGAAAAUAAUGAUCAAUAUUUACCGGUUGUUAAUUACGAGGGAGAAGUGUAUAAACCAGAUAUUUAUAAAACAAGAAAUUGUUAUCCUGUACAGAGUAAAGAGAUUCUUGAAGCAUUAGAUAAAAAAUUAGAUUCAUUGAUAAAAUUUACAAAUUUAUCCAAAGCACUUAACAAAGUAUGUAUUGUAUAUGACAACAGGAUGUUGAAACAUUGCGAUACUAUUAAUAACACACAUCCUGAAAAGCCAAAUCGAAUUUUAAGCAUUUAUAAAAAACAUGAAGAGCAUGGUUUACUAGAACGAUGCUAUUUACAACAAGGAAGAGUGGCAACAGAGGAAGAAAUAUUAUUAGCUCAUUCACAGGACUACAUUCAUGCAAUAAAAAAGACAGAAACAUUUAAAUCCAAAGAAUUGGAAAGACAAGCAUUAAAAUAUAAUUCUGUUUAUUUGCAUAAUGAAACAUGGUUUUCUGCUUGUGUAUCUGUUGGUUCAUUACUUGAAAUUGUAGACAAUGUAUUAAAUGGACAAGCACAAUCUGGAGUUGCAAUAAUAAGACCUCCAGGACAUCAUGCAGAACCAGAUCAAGCAUGUGGUUUUUGUAUUUUUAAUAAUGUUGCAAUAGCAGCAAAAUAUGCUGUAAAUAUUCAUAAUGUAAAGAGGGUAUUAAUAGUAGAUUGGGAUGUACAUCAUGGAAAUGGAACUCAAUCUAUUUUUGAAAGUGACCCAAAUGUACUUUAUAUAUCCAUUCAUCGUUAUGACAAUGGAAAUUUUUUUCCACAUUCUAAAUAUGGCAAUUAUACUUCUGUUGGCUCAGGGUUAGGAGAAGGUUAUUGUGUAAAUAUACCAUGGAAUAAAAAAGGAAUGGGAAAUGCAGAAUAUAUAGCUGCAUUUCAACAAGUUGUUAUGCCAAUUGCUUAUCAAUUCAAUCCAGAUUUAGUUUUAGUCUCUGCAGGUUUUGAUGCUUGUAUUGGAGAUCCAUUAGGAGGAUGUACGGUAACUCCAGAAAUGUAUGGACAUUUAACACAUUGGUUAUCUUCCAUGGCAAAUGGACGUAUUAUUCUUAGUCUGGAGGGAGGUUAUAAUAUAAAUUCGAUUUCUCAUUCAAUGGCAAUAUGUACAAAAGCAUUACUUGGUGACCCAUUACCCUUGUUAGAUGCUUCAUUAGUACCAUGUUCAAGCGCAAUACAUUCUAUAAAUAAUGUAUUAAAAACACAAAAGAAAUAUUGGCCCAAUUUAAUGUUCAAUUUAUCAUUGCCAAAAGAAAAUCUCACAAAAAUUGCUACUUAUAAAAAAAUGGAUGAGCAAGUUCGAAAUUCUAAAUUUAAUGAACAUUCAGAAUCGAAAAUUGCUCUAGAGGGUAUUGAAAAUGAAAAAUUGGAUAUCAAACUUUCCUUUGAUAAAAAUAGUAUGAAUUUAGUAACAGAUGAAGAGAUAUUGAAACUUCAAAAUGAGAUUGAAAAUAUAAAAAUUAAGAAUUCAAAAACUAUGAAGGAAGUGACAACUACAGAAAUAGCUAGGACAUGUGUAAAUAAGGAUCAACAAAAAGAAAGACAGAGAAGAGAGACUGCAGGAAGUUCUAAUAAUGCAGGAAGUAGUAAUGAUCUUGGAGAGAAUAGAGGAAUUUAUGAUGGAGCAACAAGUUUAACUGAUUAUCUCUCUGAUAACCUCCAGGCAUUAAUAGCUGGCGAGAUGUUUGCUGUUAUACCAUUGCGCGAUUGUCCACAUCUAGAUACUGUUAAUGAUGUACCUUCUCGUGGUAUCGAUGUACAUUUACCAUGUAUGGAAUGUGGUAGCAGUGUUGAAAAUUGGAUUUGCCUACAAUGUUAUACUGUACAUUGUGCAAGAAAUAUCAAUCAACAUGCAUUAUUACAUGCUGAUGAAACUCAGCAUCCUCUGACUCUAAGUUUUAGUGAUUUAUCAGUCUGGUGUUAUGGAUGUGAAGCUUAUAUCGACAAUCCGAGAUUAUAUGCAGCUCGAAAUGCAGCACAUCAAAGUAAAUUUAAUCAAGAAUCACCAUGGACUUAUGAGGAACAAUGAAUUAGUGCCAUAUUUUGCUUAUAAUUACAUGUAGCAGAUAUUGAUAAAAUUAGAAAUUUAUUGGAAUGUUAUUAUUUAGUAUUUUUACAUAUUAUUUUUACUAAAUUCUAAAUAGUCUUUCUUUAUUAAAUCUUUAACAAAAAUUACUAUUCUUUUACAUCUAUAUAUUAGGAUUAGGAAUAGAAAUACAAAUAUAUAUGAAGUAUGAAAUAUAAUAUGUUCGCAAUAUGAUACUAAUUUUAUCACUAUUACUAAUAACUAAUAUGCUCGAAUUGAACAUGUAUUAAAAUAUUCUUCUAUUAUAAUAUUAGAAAUCUAAUUAUGUUGAUUUAACACAUUGCCAAAACAUAAUGAAAUUUAUUAUGUAUAAAUAAUGUAGUUUAUUUUACUAAGGAAAUAGUGGGUAAUUUUAGAGAGAAGAUAUUUUCUUAAACAGCAAAUAUUUUCAUAAAGUCUCUAUAUAUGCCAGGCGACUACAAUAAUUAAUGAGUACAUAGGUAUAUACGUAAAAAUACAUUCGCUUAUAAAUAUAUAAUUUUUUUAUGAUAAAUACUUAUACUUGCAUUGCAAUAUUUACAAAAAUCUAGUCGACAUUCAUGUGUAACUAUACUUUAUAAACAUAAAUAAAAAGCAAUUAAAAUUAAAUUAAUUUUGUACUUUAAAUUUAGUUUGAUAAAAUGUACGGUACAUGUAGAAUACAAAAAAAUAAUUGUUCGAAGUAAUUAUUAAAUAUUUUGCGUCUUUGUUUUUGAAUAGAUUUUUGUUAUGAUAAAAUAUGGAACAAUUUAUUUAUUGCUUUUUUAUGUAAACACUGAAUUUUUAGUCUUUUUUACAAAUUGUGUCGAGUUUUCAAUCUUGAUUAAUGCUAAUCUAAAUUGUUGAAAAAACAUUGAUAUAUCAUCUAUAAGUUGUAUCAAUGAUCUUGGUCUAAAAAGACUGAUAUUCUGUAAAUUUAUAUGUUCAUUAAUAGUUUUUAAUGAUGGCAAUUUUUCAGUUGAAAUGUGUGGAUAAUAUGUCCAUAUAGUAUAAUAGUUAAAUAACAGAGAAUUAUUUUGGGAAUAUUCAGCAAAUUCUCCUACAGCACUAUAAGGCAAUGUGUAAUACAAUCUAUAUGAUAUUCUUUUAAAUUUGAAUUUUUCUUCACAUUCCUGAAGUUUUUGUGUGAUACUAUUAUACACUUCUGUCAUAUUUUUUGAACCUUGUUCAUAAAGAUAAAAGUCUUUGGUCAAGCGAUACUUAUGAUUGCCACUACUAACAUAUGUUUUUUGCGUAUUUUUUAAAUGUAAAAGUGCAGUUGGUAUGGGAUAUAUGUAUGAUGUAUAUAAAUGUAUGUGUGUAAGAUGAGGUUUAGCUUUCAAUUCAGCACUCAUACGUAAUGUUAAAGGGAAAACUCCACCUUGAUGUAUAAAACCAUAAAAUAAACAUAAUAUGAUGUUAAAAAAAUACCAAAUAAUUUGCAGCUUUGUGGGCUUAAAUAUUUUUUGUGGCAUAUAAUUAGUUGGAUUAUUUUGUUUAAUAUGUGAGAUAGUAUCAACUCCAGAUACAUGAUUUAAUUUUGGAGCAUAUAAGAAAACCAAUGGAAAUAUUACUGGUAUUAUAAAACGUGGUUCUUGAUGAGGAAAGAAAGAUAAUAAUGCUACAGGAACAAUAAAUGAUGUUAUCAUUAAACUAA